CAGUGUUUGGCGAUCUGGUCGUCAGGACAGCCAAACACUCGUUCUCGACUUGAAGAAUGGUAUGAACUUGAAGAUAGCCUUGGCGAGUCGCAUAGCAAGAGUCACUGCUGCCACACUGCCUCGCCACGAAGGUCGCUGCUCGGUCAAAUCCAGUGUCUGGAAGAUGGCGAAGGAACAACUGCUUUCAUGGGUUCCGAACUCAUGUCACGGACUACAUGGGUUCCAAACACAGGGUUUUUCAGGCCAUCGGCAUUUUACAUUGAAGCGUGCUUGCCGGAACUUAUCUGA
Molecule: messenger RNA, 288 nt
Organism: Protopolystoma xenopodis
Lineage: Eukaryota; Metazoa; Platyhelminthes; Monogenea; Polystomatidea; Polystomatidae
Source: the annotation of a GenBank genome assembly